This is a messenger RNA of Solanum dulcamara, 1107 nucleotides long. Its product is annotated as auxin-responsive protein SAUR68-like. Bases 410 to 958 code for a protein of 182 amino acids. NCBI's taxonomy places the organism in Eukaryota, Viridiplantae, Streptophyta, Magnoliopsida, Solanales, Solanaceae. The transcript has a single exon. The record is from RefSeq and is a predicted model, not a curated record. Gene Ontology annotation, biological process: response to auxin.
UUCUCCUUUCUAGUUUCCUCUAUUAUAGUUAAAUCUUUCGGUCUUAUUUAACGAUCUUAGAUUAGCAGAAGGUCUCCCCAAUUAAAUUUGUUGAAGAACAACACUAGGUCCCUCUUCUUCUCAUGAUUUGGAACAGAAGACACCCUUAAAAUUAAGAGCCACAAGAAUCGAUGACUUAUUCCAGGACCACUUGGUUUAAAGAUAUGGUAACAGAGAAUUGAAUAAAUGCAUCAACCUCUUUGAUUAAAACUAGACAACUUAUAAUCUUUCAUCCUUUCAAAUUUAAGGCCCCAUAUAAACAUAGCCACCAAGCAUCAGCACAUGGCUUUGCCUCCGGUGGUUAGUGACAAAAACUUCAGCUCUAACAGAAAGCCUGUCUGCAGCCUUUUGUAUAAAUAACCCCCCUUUUAUGAUAUGCUUUCAUCAUCAAUUACAAGCAUUAUCUAUUCAGACACCAAAUCGUUCUAAAUUUCUAGUUUACUUUCUUGUUUGUAGACUUCCAAGAAAAAUGGCAAUGCUCAGCGCUAAGAAACUCAUCAAGAUGGCUAGGAGAUGGCAGAAGUUUGCUGCCAAGCAGAAGAAGAGGAUUUCAUUUCCGAGAAGUGGCAAUGAUUUAGAGGGUUGCAGUACAUCCUCAUCCUCUAUAGUUGAAAAAGGGCAUUUUGUAGUCUAUACAAUUGAUCAAAGCCGCUAUGCAUUUCCCUUGACUUACCUUGAAAAUGAGGUCGUUAGGCAACUUUUAAACAUGUCUGAAGAAGAGUUUGGACUACCGAGUGCUGGCCCUAUAACAUUACCCUGUGAUUCAGCCUUCAUGGACUACGUCGUUUCACUAAUCAAGAAAGGUGUAGCAGCCGGAGAUCUUCACAAAGCGUUGCUCCUAUCAAUUCCUUCAUGUUGUUGCUGUUCAACUUCUUCUUUGCACCAAGAAAGUAGAAAUAAACAGAUUCUUGUUUAUUGAGUCAUGACAUCAUGUUUUAUAAAUUUUAGCUCAAAAUAGAUUGUAUAGCUAGUGAAAAAUAGGCAACAGAAAGCAUGUAUUGUUACAAAUUGGAAUUCAGAAGCUUUAACAUACUCAUCUUUGGACUAAUUUUUCUGAAUGUAUAGAAU